This is a messenger RNA of Talaromyces atroroseus, 255 nucleotides long. RefSeq lists its product as hypothetical. Lineage: Eukaryota; Fungi; Ascomycota; Eurotiomycetes; Eurotiales; Trichocomaceae. The transcript has a single exon. Bases 1 to 255 code for a protein of 84 amino acids. The record is from RefSeq and is a predicted model, not a curated record.
AUGAAUUGCCUCCCAACACUGACCAUGACUGACAGCGACAGCAAUAGUGCGUUACCUUCAUUGACCAUUUCCCGAGCCACGCCCGACUCCGAUACAGACUCUUUCGACUCGGGAUCGGACGAUGUCAUUUCCACUUCGAGUGAUGAGACGUACAACCCGUCCGAGAGGCCCAGUGACCGAGCCUUUAUUGCGACCGAGGACGAAACCGAUACCGCCACAGACGAAGAUGAGCAGCGGAAUACGCACGAGAAUUAG